AUGAGCGGAGCUCGUCACAACUUUCCCGACAGCAAUCCAAGCCGUCGUAGUUCAGCUUCUCACGACGGCCACCGAGGUGAGCCUCUUCAGCAUUCACGGGAGAGGUAUAGCAAUUUCUACGAUGUAGAUGACAGGCAAACAGCUCCGCAUCGAUCAGUCCCUAGAUCGAUCCCAGGAUCUCGUCACGCGGAUAUAUUUGCGAUACAGACACUGGAUGACGCCGAUUCCAAUGCCUCGGAGUCAACGAGCAGUAAUGCAGACUCCGAUGGCCGGUAUGCUUCGCUAGUACCGGAGACCAGACAAUUCCGCAGAAGUCGAGCGAUCGCUGGAGACGAAGAUUCACCCUGGUCCAGUGUCAACGUUCGCGGGAAUAAUGGCUACUCCCGUGCGCCUAGCAAUGAUACGUAUGCCGCCGACGUUCCCAGACAUUCCGCGCAACAGAACCCGCGUAAGAGUCAGUCUCAGGCCGGUGGAGCUAGUGAUAAUGUCGACAAGUAUUACGAUUCUCGGGCCGAGACCAUGCACGUUCAAGAGCUCAUGAUAGUCCAGCAAGAAACCGAUAUGAGCUCGCUGGCAGCGAGUAUGAUCAGGACGCCAACAUAA
Molecule: messenger RNA, 603 nt
Organism: Cyphellophora attinorum
Lineage: Eukaryota; Fungi; Ascomycota; Eurotiomycetes; Chaetothyriales; Cyphellophoraceae
Exons: 1
Coding region: 1-603 (200 amino acids)
Source: RefSeq, a predicted model, not a curated record